AUGUAUAAGGGCAAACAAGAUCUUAGUUUUGAAGAAAGGUUUGAUGUGCUAGUUACAAACGUUGAUUCAAGAGGAAUAUGUACAAAGCAGCCACUACGUGUACAGGAAAACGCGGCUUUUGUUAUCCAGAGGUCUGCGCUAAAAGGCAAAGGUGACUGGUUAGUAACAGAUCUCGGUUCCUUCUCUAAUUUGGGACACAGUGGAAAAGUCUUGCAAGUGGAAGAUGGGGAUAUCUUAGCCAGUACACGGUGGCCUAGACGUGUAGAAGAUAGAUUUGAAUUGAAUAAAGAUGAAUACCUUGUCCUCAGCACCUAUUGGAAGCAUGCGAAAUACAGUGAUUACUCAAGAAUAACAACAGUCGUGUCAAAGAAAGUUGGCCAGGAACUUGAUCUUGCCUUGGUACAGUACUGGUAUGACGGUGAAGAACAUUAUAUAAGUCCAAAGAAACAUCCAAGAACAAAGCCGUUUAUCCCAACCGCUUCAAGUGCAAGGCACUCGAUUGAAGAUAAAGUUAAGCAUCCCAUGGGGCCUUCAACCAUAUUUGACAAAGUAUUUGAAGAGGCUGGUGGUAUGCUUGAUGUGGAAGCAAUUUCACACGCACCACGAAACAUUUACAAGUGAAGAACGCAAGAGCCAAGCUAAAAAGAGCUAGCACUGAUGAAGACGAGUUUUACUCCGUACUUGCACUGGGAAAAGAGAUGGGUGGGUCGUGUAUCAAAGGACUUCAGUGGACACCAUCACCAAGAGUUGUUUACGUAGAGGACUGGCAGAUGGCUGAAAUUGUCGAAAAUUGUUGUCAGCCAGAUUCGACCUGUGUUUUGUCAAUAGACACUACAUUUAAUGUUGGACAAUUUUAUGUCACCUCCACAAUGUACCAAAAUGCUAAGUUUGUUAACCAACGAAUGGGAAAACUCGCGAAUUUGCCGGGUCCCGCUCUCUUCCAUGUCUGUCAAGACGAAACCCAAUUUCUCUUCUUCUGCAACAACUUGCUGGAAACGAACUAUGGAUUUGAGAAAGUUCGUUUUGUCGGUGGAGACUGUGACAAGGGACAAAAGAGGUUUCUGAAACCGCUUGAAGGAGUGACUUACCUCCCACGCAAGAAACACACUGAGGACAAUAUGAAGGCAAAAAUGCCGAGCUAUCAGUUGGAUGCAUCCGAAAAAAAAAUUAUUCUUGAAGAUGUUUUUGGCAGUAAAAUCCCACCAAAGAGAGGCUUAGUAGAUUGUAAUACAACUGACGAAUUCGAAACCAUGAUGGCAGAAGUAACAGGAAAGUGAGACGAACAGUUCACUUUGUACUUCAAUCAGUGUAUCGCAGAUGACAUCCAGAAUGGCAUGGCAGCUGGAAUAGGACGAGAGAUAGGACUAAAGGGCGACUUUUUUUACAACAACGCCGCAGAAUGUCACAAUUUCCGGUACAAGCUGAAGGUUAAAGAGGAUAAAGCAGCAAGUGCAAUUGCAGGAUUUCCUAAGAAGUUAUGCUCUUGGGUGGAGGCCAUAGAAAGUUAUAGGAUGGUAUUUGAAUGCAGAAACAAUAUCCAGAGAUCUUUUAUUGGCGAAGGACCAUUCACUUUGGCUCCUGACUACAGGAACCUAGAGGUUCCUACAGCAUAAUGGAUGUCUAAAACGCCAGAAGAAAGGCGAAAACACAUGGCCAAAAUCGACCACUAUGCAAAGCAAAAUGCUGCUGCUAUCAGUCCAGCAAGCCUUGCUUGUAGCAGUAAAAGUAAUGAUGAAAGUGAAGACUCUAAGGAUGAUGACGUUGUUAUUGUCGAGGACAUGUCAACGCCCUCUGCUUCCGCGAAUACUGAUUAUUGUCUCAGCAGCUUUGAUGUCUCCGGAUUACCUAAUCAUUUGCGUGGUUCCUGGAAUAAUGCCAAAAAAUUCUGGAGCUCCAUGGGAUCGGAGAGUUUCCUAGUAAGGAUUCUAAAAGGGCUGUGA
This is a messenger RNA of Porites evermanni, 1940 nucleotides long. NCBI's taxonomy places the organism in Eukaryota, Metazoa, Cnidaria, Anthozoa, Scleractinia, Poritidae. The record is from the annotation of a GenBank genome assembly.